AAUAACUUUGCAACUUUGCAUUCAUCAAAUGGCAAGUUGGAAAACCACCCUUCUACUUCUUACUCUUUUUCUCCUUUCUCUGUUUCUCGAGCUUCUCCUAGCUCAAGCUACUAUUAUCAAUUCCAUUGAUGGUGGUAUGAACAAGGGCUGCAUUGAGGUAGAGCGGAAAGCGCUUCUUGAAUUCAAAAAUGGACUGAAAGAUCCUUCAGGUUGGCUUUCUUCCUGGGUUGGUGCAGAUUGCUGCAAGUGGAAAGGUGUGGAUUGCAACAACCAAACAGGGCAUGUUGUCAAGGUUGACCUCAAAUCUGGUGGUGACUUCUCACGUUUGGGUGGUGAGAUAAGUGAUUCCUUACUUGACUUGAAACAUUUAAAUUACUUGGACCUAAGUUUUAAUGAUUUUCAAGGAAUUCCAAUUCCAAAUUUCUUGGGCUCAUUUGAAAGGUUGAGAUACCUUAAUCUCUCCUAUGCAGCAUUUGGUGGAAUGAUUCCUCCUCAUCUUGGAAAUUUAUCACAGUUACGUUAUCUUGACCUUCAUGGAGGAGAUUACUACAACUUUCCUGCUCCAUUAAUGAGGGUUCAUAAUUUGAAUUGGCUUUCUGGUCUUUCUUCUUUAAAAUACCUUGAUCUGGGGUUUGUGGACCUUAGUAAAGCAACCACAAAUUGGAUGCAAGCUGUAAACAUGCUUCCUUUUUUGUUAGAAUUACAUUUGUCCGUUUGUGAACUCAGUCACUUCCCUCAGUACUCCAAUCCGUUUGUUAAUUUGACUUCUGUUUCGGUCAUUGAUCUCUCCGGAAACAAUUUCAACACUACUUUGCCUGGCUGGUUGUUUAACAUCAGUACCCUUAUGGAUCUUUAUUUAAAGGAUGCUACAAUUAAAGGUCCGAUUCCCCAUGUUAACUUGCGAUGCCUUCGCAACUUGGUGACCUUAGAUCUCUCAUACAAUAUUAUUGGAGGUGAAGGAAUUGAAUUCCUGAAUCGAUUAUCAGCAUGCACUAAUAGUUCCUUGGAAGAGUUAAACUUGGGCGGUAAUCAAUUCGGUGGUCAGUUGCCAGAUUCAUUAGGGCUCUUUAAGAAUUUAAAAUCCUUGGACUUGAGCUAUAAUAGUUUUGUUGGUCCCUUCCCCAAUUCAAUUCAACGCCUUACCAACUUAGAGAGUCUUGAUCUGAGUAAAAACUCCAUCUCAGGUUCAAUUCCAACAUGGAUUGGAAACUUGCUGCGGAUGAAGAGACUUGACUUGUCAAACAAUCUAAUGAAUGGGACUAUUCCAAAAAGUAUUGGACAACUUAGAGAGCUGACUGAGUUGUAUCUUGAUCGGAAUUCUUGGGAAGGGGUAAUAUCUGAAAUUUAUUUUAGUAAUCUUACUAAACUGACAAAAUUCUCAUUACUCGUAUCACCCAAAAACCAGUCUCUCCGUUUUCAUUUGAGACCUGAAUGGAUUCCUCCCUUCAGUCUCGAAUUUAUCAAGGUUUCCAACUGCUAUGUAUCUCUCAAGUUCCCCAACUGGCUUAGAACUCAAAAGAGACUUGGCUAUAUGAUUCUAAAAAAUGUGGGGAUUUCAGAUGCAAUACCCGAAUGGCUUUGGAAACAAGAUUUUUUGUGGUUAGAACUUUCUAGAAACCAAUUGUAUGGAACGCUUCCCAACUCAUUAUCCUUUCGCUAAGACGCAUUGGUGGAUUUAAGUUUCAACCGCUUGGGGGGCCCACUCCCACUUCUACUUAAUGUGGAAUAUUUGUAUCUGGGAAACAAUUUAUUUUCAGGUCCAAUUCCCUUGAACAUCAGGGAAUCAUCGAGUUUGAGAAUCCUUGAUGUUUCUGGUAACUUGUUAAAUGGCAGCAUUCCUUCAUCAAUUAGUAAACUAAAGGAUUUGGAAAUAAUUGAUCUCUCAAAUAAUUGGAAUGAUUUGCCAUGGCUUGAAACCGUAGAUCUAUCCAAGAACAAACUGUCUGGUGGGAUUCCGAGUUGGGUGUGUUCAAAAUCUUCACUUGCGUUGUUGAUAUUGGGUGACAACAAUCUUACUGGGGAACUCACUCCAAGUUUACGAAACUGCACAGGGUUGUACGCCCUUGAUCUUGGAAAUAACAGGUUUUCGGGUGAGAUACCCAAAUGGAUUGGAGAAAGAAUGCCAUCACUGGAGCAUCUGCGUCUACGGGGCAACAUGUUGACAGGAGAUAUUCCUGAGCAAUUGUGUUGGCUUUCUCAUCUCCACAUUUUGGAUCUUGCAGUGAACAAUUUAUCAGGAUCCAUCCCACAAUGCUUAGGCAAUUUAACUGCUUUAAGUUUUGUGACCUUAUUAGACAGAUAUUUUGACGAGCCCAGAGGUCGUGACUUCUAUUCGGAGCGCAUGGAGCUAGUUGUAAAGGGACAAAAUAUGGAAUUUGAAAGCAUAUUGCCAAUUGUGAAUUUGAUAGAUCUUUCUAGCAAUAACAUUUGGGGAGAGAUCCCAAAAGAGAUCACAAAUCUCUCGACCCUGGGUACCUUGAAUUUGUCCCGAAACCAGUUGACUGGAAAGAUACCUGAGAAGAUUGGAGCCAUGCAAGGGCUAGAAACUCUUGACCUCUCAUGCAACUGCCUGUCAGGCCCAAUUCCUCCGAGCAUGUCUUCUAUAACCUCAUUGAACCAUUUGAACCUAUCGCAUAACCGCCUGUCAGGACCAAUUCCAACAACCAACCAGUUCUCGACAUUCAACGAUCCAUCCAUUUAUGAGGCGAACCUGGGACUCUAUGGGCCUCCAUUGUCAACCAACUGCUCCACUUUAAAUGAUCAAGAUCACAAAGAUGAGGAGGAAGAUGAAGAUGAAUGGGACAUGUCAUGGUUCUUCAUAAGCAUGGGAUUGGGCUUUCCGGUGGGAUUUGGGGCUGUAUGUGGCAGUUUGGUUCUAAAGAAGUCUUGGAGGCAGGCAUAUUUCCGGUUCAUUGAUGAAACCAGAGAUAGGCUAUAUGUCUUCACUGCAGUGAAUGUGGCUCGUCUGAAAAGGAAGAUGGAAGCAAAUGGAGUUCAUGGCUGAAAAGCUCUUUUGCAGAGGGUGAUGAGGUUUCAAAAUAACAAACAUCAUACAAAAAGAUGAUUGAAUACAAUGAUGAAUUCUUAGUGGUAAUGAAGAUUUCUUUGGUACGAGUGUUUGAGAACUUAUCUUUGAAAUGUUGGCAAGCAAUUAUUUUUCUUUAGGUAGGUUUGUUAUUUGUAAACUGUCAUUUAAGUAAGAAAAGUUGUAACAUUAAGUUGGAUACUCAGCCUACUUUUGAUAUUUUAGAGUCAUCUAUGCCUUAAAAUUAUCCUUUCAACUUCUAUGUUUAUGAUAAUUUGGUAGUUGAUUAUCACU
This is a messenger RNA of Vitis riparia (riverbank grape), 3319 nucleotides long. Its product is annotated as receptor-like protein EIX2. The transcript has 3 exons. Gene Ontology annotation, molecular function: protein binding. NCBI's taxonomy places the organism in Eukaryota, Viridiplantae, Streptophyta, Magnoliopsida, Vitales, Vitaceae. The record is from RefSeq and is a predicted model, not a curated record. Bases 29 to 1660 code for a protein of 543 amino acids.